AUGGUCGCGGAGUGCCUCCGAGACGACUGGGAGGUUGCGUUGCUGGGUAUCCAGAGCGGCCACUUCUCAGAAGUGUCGGAUCGCCUCCGACAUGACAAGGGCUUUGUUUUGGAGGCCGUCACCAAGUCCCCCAAGAUCGCCGAAGAUCUUGCGCAAGAGUUUCUGGACGACAAGGAUGUGAUGCUGGAGGCGAUCUCCGCUCAGCCCUCGUCACUGACCUACGCAUCGGCCCGCCUGCGAGACGACGACGACAUCGCCAGGGCUGCCGUAGCCCAGGAUGGCCUUCUUGUCCAGCAUCUCUCUCGUCGCCUGCGAGAAGAUGCGCCCACCGCGCUGGCCGCAGUUUCUCAAAACGGCUUUGCCUACGAGCAUUUGGACGACUCCUUGCGGGACGACGGCGCAGUCGUCCUGGCAGCCAUCUCGGCAGGUGCCUGCGCGGCCCUGUCUUGGGCCUCUGAACGGUUGCAGACGGACCGGGACUUCAUUCUCAAGGCUUUGGUCGUGGCGACGGGUCUUCUGAGCCAUUGCAGGCCAGCCUUACAAGAUGACAAGGAGGUGGUCCUACGGGCACUUUCCCGUGAUGGCCGCUCUCUGGAGUUCGUGUCCGAGCGUUUGCGAGACGACCGGGAGGUCGUCGAGACUGCUGUGUCCCACGGUGGCCUCGCUUUUGAGUUCGCCUCUGAUCGUCUGCGCGACGACAAAGACCUGGCCAUGAAGGCAGCUUGCGACGAUCCUCGAGCGCUUUUGUUCGCUUCGCGUCGCUUGCAAGAGGAUGACGGUCUAGUGCUAAAGGCUGUAGCUGCAUCCUCUGUCAACUCCUGGACCAGCAUCGACUGGCGAACAGCGCUGGUAUGA
This is a messenger RNA of Symbiodinium sp. CCMP2456, 855 nucleotides long. The record is from the annotation of a GenBank genome assembly. NCBI's taxonomy places the organism in Eukaryota, Dinophyceae, Suessiales, Symbiodiniaceae.